Molecule: messenger RNA, 615 nt
Organism: Ceratitis capitata (Mediterranean fruit fly)
Lineage: Eukaryota; Metazoa; Arthropoda; Insecta; Diptera; Tephritidae
Product: ATPase inhibitor, mitochondrial
Exons: 3
Coding region: 185-460 (91 amino acids)
Biological process (GO): negative regulation of ATP-dependent activity
Cellular component (GO): mitochondrion
Molecular function (GO): ATPase inhibitor activity
Source: RefSeq, a predicted model, not a curated record
CAUACAUACACCAUUAACUCACUGCAAUCGUCCAAGUGAGUGAGCGCCGCCGUAGAACGAAAGAAAACAGCACACGAUUAGUGUAUAAAACUAUUUAUAAACAAAUUAGUAUAUUUAAUAAAAACACAGUUUUGUGAAAUACAAAGCGAGACAAAACUCUGUGGACGCAUAAAAGUUUAUAAGAAUGCUGGCACGCCGCUCAAUUAUUGUGGUACAAGCGUUGAAACAGCAUUGCCGCAAAAUGUCACAAGUCGGUGAACUCGGCAGCGGUGCUGGCAAGGGUGGUGGCGGUGGCGGCUCCAUACGCGAAGCAGGCGGCUCUUUUGGCAAAAUGGAGGCAGCACGCGAGGAGGAGUUCUUCUACAAGCAGCAAAAGGAGCAAUUGAAGAAUUUGAAAAGCAAAAGUGAUGAAACAACAAAGAGUACAAAUGCAGCUGCCGCACAACCGGCGAAACAAUAAAAGUGUGGAAAGUAAAUAAAUAGAAAUGAAAGCAAUGAGCCGUGUGUGUAUUGGGAUAUUUGCCAAUUGCUGAUAAGCAACGAGAUGUCAAAAGUUUCUUUUUUUAAGUGAAAAAACAUGCCGUUAGUAAACUCCGUUUGAAACUAAUUAAAUUG